This is a messenger RNA of Darwinula stevensoni, 750 nucleotides long. The record is from the annotation of a GenBank genome assembly. Lineage: Eukaryota; Metazoa; Arthropoda; Ostracoda; Podocopida; Darwinulidae.
AUGCCAGAGGUCAUGGCUGAGAGGCUGAAGUGUGCCAUCAUUGGGCAAAGCACUUUUGCCAGUGAGGUAUACAAACUUUUGCAGCAGGAUGGUCAUAAAAUUGUUGGUGUCUUCACAAUUCCUGACCAAGGAAAGAAGGAGGACCCCUUGGCCACAAUAGCAGCAAAGGAUGGCAUUCCAGUUUUCAAAUUGAAAGCCUGGCGUCAGAAGGGCAAAAUCAUCCCAGAGGUGUUCGAGAAGUACAAAUCUGUGUCUCCAGACCUGAAUGUCCUUCCCUUUUGUUCUCAGUACAUCCCAAUGGAGGUUAUUACAUAUCCAAAGCAUCAAACCAUCUGCUAUCAUCCAUCCAUUCUUCCUCGCCAUCGAGGGGCCAGUUCCAUCAAUUGGACACUUAUGAUGGGAGAUAAGCGAGCUGGCUUCUCUAUAUUCUGGGCUGAUGAUGGCUUAGACACUGGCCCUAUCCUUCUGCAGAAGGAAUGUGCAGUGGACCCAAAUGAGAAUGUGGAUUCCAUAUACAAGAGAUUCAUGUACCCAGAAGGUAUCAGGGCAAUGGGAGAAGCAGUGAAUCUGGUUGCAGCUGGAAAAGCACCAAAAAUUCCUCAGCCAGAAGAAGGUGGAACUUAUGAAGCUAUGCUCAAUAAGCCUGAACUCUCCAAGAUAAAUUGGGACCAGCCAGCAAGAAACUUGCACAACUUCAUUCGGGGACUUGAUAGCUCACCUGGUGCCUGGACCAUCAUUGAUGGCAAAGAG